Molecule: messenger RNA, 1777 nt
Organism: Spodoptera frugiperda (fall armyworm)
Lineage: Eukaryota; Metazoa; Arthropoda; Insecta; Lepidoptera; Noctuidae
Gene: Cdc45
Product: cell division control protein 45 homolog
Exons: 10
Coding region: 134-1732 (532 amino acids)
Biological process (GO): double-strand break repair via break-induced replication; mitotic DNA replication preinitiation complex assembly; DNA replication initiation
Cellular component (GO): DNA replication preinitiation complex
Molecular function (GO): single-stranded DNA binding; chromatin binding; DNA replication origin binding
Source: RefSeq, a predicted model, not a curated record
GUAACAGGUGUUUCUUGAUCUUUUUUGUGUUGCGUGAACUUUUGUAGUUUUGUUCGAGUUACAACGUGUUUUACCAUCUAAAAAGAUGAUUUCUUGAUAUUAAAUCAUCUGUUUACGUCCAUGACGUUUCAAGAUGUUUAUAGAAGACAUUAAAAACGAUUUUUACAACGUCCUCCUUGGUAACAGGGUGUUAUUACUAGUUCACUACGACGUAGACGCGAUAUGUACUUGUAAAAUACUGCAGGGUUUGUUUAAAAGUGAUAAUAUUUCGUAUACAUUGGUCCCUGUGGGGGGUAUUGCGGAGUUGAAGCAAGCUUACGAGGAGAACAACGAGGAGAUAAAGUAUGUGGUGCUGGUGAACUGUGGGGGAACCAUAGACUUGGUGGAUAUCCUGCAGCCUGAGGAAGAGGUUGUAUUCUUUGUGCUAGAUGCCCAUAAACCCACGGAUGUGUGCAAUGUGUAUAGCGAUGGACAGGUGAGAUUAGUGUAUAAGGACAGUGAGGAGAACAUUCCCAACUUUGAUGAUAUCUUCAGAGAUGAUGAAGAGGAAGAGGAUGAAGAAGCAGGGAGUGGUCGGGAGGGCCUGGAGGCUAUGGUGGAGAAGAGACGGGAGCGACGCGCCUGGGAGGAGAGGAGGAACACACUCAUGUUCAACUACACACAGUUCUCUUACUAUGGGAAACCGAGUGCGUGUGUGGCGGUGGAGCUGGCGUGGCGUGUGUCCCGCGUGUGGUGGGGCGCGGUGUGGGCGGGCAGCGUGGCGGCGGCGGGCGGCGCCGUGGCCGCCCACCGCCCGCCCGCGCAGGCACUGCUCGACCACCACCAUCUGCACACCAAGGCGCCGCACGAACACGACAAAUAUGGUGCCCGUGUGACCCUGGAGAAGGACGUGAACCUGCCGCUGUACCGCGUGUGGUCGCUGGAGGCGGCGCUGUGCCACGCGCCGGGCUUCGCCCCCGCACUCAAGCUACACACCCUCGCCGGACACGCCAGGCUACGGCAGCUACUGGCUGAUACUGGCAUCCCCCUGCAACAAGCGCGGCAAGCGUUCCGUUCGAUGGACGUGGAGCUCCGUCGCUCACUACUAACGGCUCUGGAGGCGGCCGCGCCCAAACAUAAACUACCGGAGCCCAGUCAUACUACCUUCCUACUGCAGCGGGUGCACUCGCCCACCAUCGCCGCCAUCGACAUCGUGUACGCUAUCAUGGGGCUCAUUGAACAUGAAACGACACCAAAGGCGGAAGGCUUCCAGCUAGCCCUGGAGUGCCUAGCAACAGAGACGGGAGACAACGACGGCCGGCGGCAGGGCUGGCAGGCCGCGCAGCGGGCCUUGGAGGCAGUCGCCCGCCUCGUGCACUCCACGCUCAGCGGACGGAAACUGCAUCUCGCCGGACCAUUCAGCUACUUCAUUGUGCAGGAGGGCACCCCCGAAGCCCGUCUAGUGAAGGGUCCCCUGUGGCUGGGGGUGGCGGCGCGGUGGGUGUCUCUGUGCGCGGGGGGCACGCGCGCAGUGCUGGCCUCCGCCCCCCUCGACUCCCACUCCUGCAUCCUGCUGGGGGUACCGCCGCGGUUCCAGCAUGAACCUAGGAAUCUAUUCGGCGCGGCGUUCGAGCAAGCCGCGACGAAGUCGGGCGCGUCGGUGUCUCUGGACCACGUGGACUCGUCCAUCAUCACACUCCCGCUGGCGCAGAGGGCGCAGUUCCUCGACGCACUCACUGCCUUACUGGCGUAACAGUACCUAACACAUGGUCAUUGACCAGGGGCCUUAGUCUGCUAU